UCCGUUUGCUUUUGUCGGAAUACUUGCAUCUUAUCGCUGAAAUGUAAAUCUGUUAAUUUCCCUAACAACUCUUUAGUGAUUUUGAAUAACCGAUAUGGGAUCAUGAUUAUAUUGACUAAAAAGUAAAUUUUUGAUGUAUCUUCAGUUCGCAAAGAUUUCCAACAGAAUAUUAUAGCUAAUCACGCAAGUUGGUACAGGUGUGCGAGGUGCAACAAAUGAAGAACUUCUUCCGGUCUAGUAAAAACAAUUAAAUUUCAAUUAUUUCUUUUUAUUUCGUUGGUAAUGAAAAGUUAUGCAAGUCAGUCGUACUAGAACUUAGCAACUGAAUAUUUACGCCCUGCUGAAUGUACAGCGAAGAGGAAUUGAGGACGCAAGACACCACAACGUGCUUUCAAAAUAAAUAAAUUCUAAGGUAACAAAAGAGAAGUGAAAAUGGGAAGACAUCCAGGAUGCUUUUUCAUGUUCGUGCUCAUUGUGAUUACAAUGCCAGGUGUCGAAUCACUUCGAACAGUACUGAACGGCGAACCGGCAAAAUAUGUUGAUCUUAUGGAAUCAUAUGAUGGAGAACUUAUAUACUCUUCUGAUAACAAUGCCUUUCUGAAUACAUCGGUGUUGUUUAUUGUUGACAACUCUUCAACCAUACACCUUGGAUCAGAUAAUUACAGUCUGGUCAGUGACCCAGUUUACGCUGGACAGGAGAUUGUUGCAAACGAUGCGUUGAACUCACCAGGCAAUACUUCAAUAGGAAGUGCACCAUUACCUUUGAUUGCUAUGACAAUAAGCGAACUGACAAGUGAAACUUUCGAAAUUUUCAUUUAUAUUAAAAAUGAUAAUAGUAAUGGUGCCAGUAAUGUAAAAGCUGUGAUCAACCUGGAGGAAGGACUCAAGAUAGAUUAUGGAACUACCACAUACCUGAGUGUGGGGACAGAUUACACUUUGUUAAAUGGUAGAAGGGAGUUUUUUUGGAAUGCAGGAAACAUGAGUGUAUUGGAACAAAGCAACGAUACAUUUACAGCAGAACUUGAUAAAGAAAAUAUGAAGACCACGUACAACUUUUUUUCUCUUUCUGUGACGUACACUCAGGCAACAAGUCCAACAAGUCAGGAGUUUGGUCCAUUGGUUGCUGAGGUAUGCUUAGAGAAAAUUGUCAUCGAAAAAAAGAGUGUACUGUAUCAACAUGGAUUUACUGCCCUGGCAUUCUUCAUGGCAUUCAUUCUAGGGAUUCUUCUUGUCUGUCUUGGUUUCUUUAUCUACUAUAUGAUACGCAGAAAGAAAACAAUUUCACCAACUAAAGUAAAUCAAGAGAAGUUGAUGAUGGAACGAGGCAAGACAAUUAUGAUGGAUGAAAAUGAGGCAGUAAAGAAAAGUGGACAUACUAUCAAUGAUUACAGUGUGAUAGGUGAAGGUGACUCUAUUGUUGGUGUUUUUGGGAUGAAGGACAAGAUGCAGAUGCACCGUGAAUUAGACAGUCUUGAUAUUGUUAACACUGUCAAUGUUGACACUAACCUCGAGAGGGAGAGAAAUGAUGCUUCCAUGGCAACCACGGAACUUCUUCUUACAGGUCUUCACAGUAACAACGACAUAAACAAGGGAACUCUGGAGACCGCACUUGGAAACUUGCGUAACCGUAGAGUGCACCUGGAUCGGCAACAAGACGAGGAUUAUAAACGUGAGAUGAAGAAACUCUACAAGAAGAUCAGUGCUAAAAAUAGGGCUAUGAUGAAUACCUUGAUGCAGAAACAGAGAAAUGAGAAAAAAGAGUUAGUGGGUAAUACUCAGGACCUUCCAGCUAAGGAAAGGAAUGGAAUGAUCAACUUGAUGAAUGAACAACACUUGGCGGAACAGAAUGCAGAAACUUACAGGUUAAAGUUAGAACAAGAUGAGGAGACUGAGAAACUUAGAAAGGAAUUUGCUAUCAGAAGUCGUAUGGGUAUAAAAGAACUGCAGAUUCAAGCCCUGAAUGAUGUAAAGGAGCAAGGUAAACUAAGUGACCCUCAGAUGAAAUGGUUGCUGGCAGAACAUCAAAAGAACCAGAAAUCAUUGGAGAGUAUGUAUGAUGAGGAGAUAUCCCGGCAGAGAAUGAACCUGGAGGAGAAGUUGGCACGUAGGAAAGCCCUUGCACAGUCUGCAGAGACACUUGAGGACAACAAUGAUGAUUUACUGAAUACGGUUGCUGGGCAACAGGUUAUAGCCAUAGAGAAAAUGAAGAAGAGCAAGUGUAUAUCUGCAGCCGAUGCAAAUGAGUUGAUAGAUGAAGCCAAAAGGGAAAUGAUCGCUAUCAAAGACAAGAUGGAGAAACAAAGAGCUGACCAAGAAAGUUCUCUUCACAAGAAACUCAGUGAGCUGAAGAAGAGGAGGCUGAAUGAUCUAGCUAAAGAACACGACAUGGAACUGAAAGAAUAUGAUAGGAAAUGUAAAGAAAUGCAGACUGAUGGACCAAUAGACCCAAUAACAUACGCAGAUGGAAGGCUGAAAUUGUUAUCCCAACAGCGGGUGGAGAGAAGUAACCUUGAGAAUGAGGUAGACACUGAGAAUACUAACGAGUUGAUCAAACUGCGUUCAGAGAUAGCUGUACAGACAGAGGGCGAGUUACGCGGUGUUGCUGAUCACUUGAAAAUGAAAAUAAGUCAAGAUGAUAAUGCUGAAGCCAUGUUAGAGAGACUGAUACGCGAGCACCAGAAUGAAACUGAGGCUCUACGUGCUUCUCAAAAGCGUAAUCGUGAUAAACAGUUACGCAAACUGCAGGAUCGUCUAGAAGAGAAUCGCGAACAAUGGAACCAGCGUAAAGAGGCAGAGAAAAUGGAGCAGGAACAGUUGCGACAAUACGAAGAUAAUGUUGUCAGUAAGUUGGUGAACAGUCAGGUCUCUAUGUCAGAUGCUGAAAGGGAGAGAAUCCUGAAGGAACAUGAGAAACAGAUGGUCAAGUUAGAAAACAGUUUGACAUUGAAUAAACUGCGUCAGAAACGUAUGGUAGAGGAGAAGAUUGCACAGAGGCGAGCUCAACAGAUGGAAAAACUUCAGCUGAAACAGCAUAAAGAAAAGGAGACACAGAAACGUCAGAUGGAAAACAAUGCUGAGGAAUCUGAUGAUGAGGACGUUCAGAGAAAGAGGCUCGAGUUGAUGAAGGAACAUGUGGAACAGAAAAUGGCAGUCCUUCAGGGUCGUAAAAUGGACUGGGAUACAGAGUUAGAAUCUAUUCGUGUUGAGAUGCUGAAGGAAAGAUCUCUAGCUCUGAAGGAGCAGGAGGAACGGCUUGGUGCUCUUGUUGCUGAGCUCCAGCUAUCAAAGGCUAAAGAGCUGGCAAAGAUAGAGGAGCAGCAGAGGGCUAUACAUAACCUGAAGACAAACCUCAUAGAUGACCUCAAUGCUAGAGGUGUUCUUUCCGAUCCCGAGACACAGGCUGUCAUCAAGAGACAUCAGGAGGAACAACAGCAGUUGAAUGAGAGAUUAGACAUGCAGAGACAACAACAAGAAAAGAUGUUGAAGCAGAAGUUACAGAUGAGACUUGAACAGAGAGAGAAGUCUAUGGUACAACAACAAGACGAGGAGUUGAAAAAUCUGAUGGGGCCAAACAAAACUGCAUCUAAAAUCAAGAAAAUGCUGCUUAUACAUAAUCACAUGCUUGCUAUGGAGAAAAUGAGGAACCAGUUGGAAAGAGAGAUCAGCCAGACUCUAGAACAAGUACGAUACGAGUAUGAAGUUUGUAAGCGGAAAGCUAUUCAAGAUCAGGAAAUGGACUUUAUAGCCGGGCUUGUAAGGGUUGGUACGAUUCCUAAAGAAGAGCUGGAAUCUGUUUUACAUAUGUUAUACCCGGGUAAAUCUGAGGCAGAGUUCAAAGAGAUAUUUGAAAAGAUAUUUGACCCUCGUACCCAGGCAAAACAGGGUACACCGUUAAGCAAGGAAGAUGUUAGCCAUCUGGUCAGUAGAGUCCGCAGUGCACAGGCACAUCCUCCACCUUUCAUGAGACGAACCUCUCAGAUGAGUCUUAGUGGCUCAAUGUCCAGUCGCACAAGUGUUACUGCGAGAGAUAUAAAUUUAGAUGAUUCACUGCGACGAUCAAGCAAGAAGAAAAAAGACACCUUUGCUAUUCCUCAUGAACAACAGCAAUACUACGAUGAAGAUCAUUUUGAAGAUAACUCACGUUUCCGUCCCAGCAGUCGUCAGUUUGAAGACGUUACGCGCUUCCAGCCACCUGGCCGACAAACAUAUGACGAUUUGCAACAGUCUCGUCGGUCAUCCUCUGGCCGUCCAUCAUUUGAUGAAACCCAACAAUUCCGUCCAAGUAGUCGACAAUCAUUCGAAGAUCAUCCACAUCCUCUGGAAUCAAGUUAUUCGUUACAGGGAAGUUUACGCCAAAAUGGGCAAGGUUAUGCAAAUCCCAUUAUGGAGGAAGAUGAUGAUGUCAUCCAGGCACAAUACAUGUCUGGAGAUCAGAAAUAUCGUCAGCCACCUCCCACACAGCUACCUCCACUUUCAGCUGGUGGUAAGAAAAAGAAAAAGAAGAAAUUUUUGAAAAAAAUGGCUAACUCGCCGCGUCAUGAAAAUGACGAUGAUUAUUAAUUAGAAACAGAAUUGACAUUUAAAUAUUAAGGGUACCCUUUAGGAAUAAGCAAUAUGUAUCUGUAGUGAAAAUAAAUAGGUACUAUAGUUUGAUCUAAGAUAAAGCAAUUGAAUGUAAUAAAUAUUUUUGCAUUAGAUCUAAGGUACAGAGAAUAAUAGGAAAUUUCCUAAUUCCUGAGUGCCAAGGAUUUUUGUUUUCAGAUUUUAUUAAUAAUUAAUGUAACAUGUCAGCCAGUUUUGAUUCUUUUUUUGUCCAUUUUGAAUGCUUUCAGCAAAGGACUUUCUUAAGUUUGCAUAAAUUGUUUUUAAAAAAAAUAAGCAUUAGAAACUUAAUCAUUUUGUGCAGCAUGUUCAAAAUUAAAAUAAAUUUUGUUCACUGAAAUACCUCUUUAUAAUAGCAAUAACUUCAAAUUUCCAUAAUAUUGUAGAUCUACUGAAAUAUGCUUCAUUUCACUGGAAGUAUUUUAUGGCUGUUUUUCACCAAAAUUAAUAUUAGCUGAUAGUCUGAUUUCAGUUGGCACAUGUCUUAGGUUUUUUUCACCCCAUUAAUACUUGGUUCCAUAUUAUGAACAUUGCUCAAUAUAUUUUAUCACUCUUGGUUAUAGUAAGCUUUACACUUUCUUCUAUUUAUAUACUUCCUUACUUAAAAUAUAAUACGUGUAAUUGAAACAGACUUAGAUGUUUUCUCAAGGUAACAAAAUACGUUGAAUUCAGAACCAUUUUCAGUAAGACUUUAGUGCUUGUAUUCUUAUGUCAGUUCCUAAUCUGGCUAACUAUAGCAGAAACCCAUCAAAAUGGCAUAAUAGGAAGUCAGCUUAAUGCUAUUUGAAAUUAUUCAGUCUUUAUGUUCCAUUACAUACAUUCCACAUUACAAAAUACAGUGUAAGGAUGGUUUAGAUGUAUUUUUUUAAAAAAACAAAAACUCUCAGCAUGUGAUUGUGUUUAAUCUUGAAAAUGAGCCGUGCCAUGAGAAAACCAACAUAGUGGGUUUGCGACCAGCAUGGAUCCAGACCAGCCUGCGCAUCCGCGCAGUCUGGUCAGGAUCCAUGCUGUUCGCUAACAGUUUCUCCAAUUCCAAUAGGCUUUAAAAGCGAACAGCAUGGAGCCUGACCAGACUGCGCGGAUGCGCAGGCUGGUCUGGAUCCAUGCUGGUCGCACACCCACUAUGUUGGUUUUCUCAUGGCACGGCUCAUUUUAUAUUUUAAGGAUUUUGAUAACUUAUUUAAUACUUGCUCAGUCUAGUGCUGUAAUGAAUAACAGACUAAGGUUAUGUUCUCACAACCUUUUGUUGCACAACAAGAUUUAUGAAUUGUUAACAAGCCCAUCCAAAUACAUUAUGUAGUAUAGGAUAACCAGUAACUCCGUUCUUGAAAUGUCAGUUGAUCAGCCAAAUGGUAAAUGUUCUUAAUCGUGCAGUUAUAUCUCGAUUUAAUGGGCCAAACUGGGCAAAUGUUGUCAAAGACCAGGACAUACAAGUCAUUUAUUCUCACCUUUACUGUAUGUUCAUGAAAUUUUCAGUUACUUUGGCACAGCAAGAAAGUGCAAAUUAGAAAUCAAGGCAAAACCAGUACAGAGAACCGAGUGGUAGGAUAAUUCAGAUAGAAACAGUAUUCUAAUGUUCUGUCAGGUGUUAAGUUCAUAUUGAUUUUAGUGUUAUUGUGGUUAAAGUUUCAGUCUUAUUUGAACCAAAGCGAGUACGUACUGGUAUCAUAAGGGGUGUGGUUGUGACCAGAGUUGUGUUCAAACCUGAGCAGCUGACACCUUAACCACCAGACCACUGCUCCAUUUCUCAGGUAUUUGACAUCUUUAUGCAGUGUACAGGGUGGAAUUUAUUGCUGUAGCAGAGGAGUCAACAAGUAUCAUAAAAACAUUUAUUAAAACUCAUUCACAGUACCUAGUUUUUUUUUUUGUUUUUUUUUAAUCCCCCGCCGUGGCGGAGGGAUUAUAGGAAUGGUCUGCGUCCGUCCGUCCUUCCGUCUUUCCGUCCUUCCGUCCGUCCGUCCUUCCGUCCGUAACAAAAUCGUGUCCGGUCCAUAUCUCCUAAACCCCUUGAAGGAUUUUCAUGAAACUUGGGUCAAAUGAUCACCUCAUCAAGACGAUGUGCAGAACCCAUGAGUCAGCCUUGUCGGUUCAAGGUCAAGGUCACAACUCAAGGUCAAAGGUUUGAGCCUGCCAUUUUGUGUCCGCUCUAUAUCUCAUAAACCCCUUGAAGGAAUUUUAUAAAACUUGUGUCAAAUGAUCACCUCAUCAAGACGAUGUGCAGAACCCAUGAGUCAGCCAUGCCGGCUCAAGGUCAAGGUCACAACUUAGGGUCAAAGGUUUUGAGCCUUCCAUUUUGUGUCCGCUCUAUAUCUUCUAAACUCCUUGAAGGAUUUUCAUGAAACUUGGGUCAAAUGAUCACCUCAUCAAGACGAUGUGCAGAACCCAUGGGUCAGCCUUGUCAGCUCAAGGUCAAGGUCACAACUCAAGGUCAAAGGUUUGAGCCUUCCAUUUUCUGUCCGCUCUAUAUCUCCUAAACCCCUUGAAGGAAUUUUAUCAAACUUGGGUCAAAUGAUCACCUCAUCUAGACGAUAUGUAGAACCCAUGAGUCAGUCAUGCCGGCUCAAGGUCAAGGUCACAGCUUAGGGUCAAAGGUUUGAGCCCUCCAUUUCGUGUCCGCUCUAUAUCUCCUAAACCCCUUGAAGGAAUUUUAUAAAACUUGGGUAAAAUGAUUACCUCACCAGAACGAUGUGCAGAAAUUAUGAGUCAACCAUGCCAGCUCAAGGUCAAGGUCACAACUAAGGGUUGAAGGUUUGAGCCUUCCAUUUUGUGUCCACUCUGUAUCUCCUAAACCCCUUGAAGGAUUUUCAUCAAACUCGGGUCAAAUGAUCACCUCAUCAAGAACUCAUGAGUCAGCCAUGUCAACUCAAGGUCAAGGUCACAACUGAAGGUCAAAGGUUUCAGCUCUGUAUCUCCUAAACCCCUUGAAGGAUUUUCAUGAAACUUGGGUCAAAUGAUCAGCUCAUCAAGACGUUGUGCAGAAUUCAUGAGUCAGCCAUGUCAGUUCAAGGUCAAAGUCACAGCUAAAAUCAAAGGUUUACCCUUUCACUAUCCAUAGCAGUGGCGGGGGAUAUAGCUGUCUUUCAGACUGCCUUGUUUUAAGUUAAAGAUCUUGAGUUUUCACUUGCACCUACUAUAUGAUACCAGGUAUGUCAUAUUUUCAUGAACACUGAAUGAAGUCAAAUAUUUGUUGAUUUUUAAAUGUAGUUAGUUUCUUCAUAAAUGUUUAGUAUUUGUUAUUUACUUACACUUUCUGUCUCUAACAUUCAAGACUUGUAUAGUACCAACGUAGAGUCUAUUUAAGCUAUUUAUUGUACUGGACCACUUAAAACCUAAGACAUAACUGUUUAUUUUUAUGUACCAAUCAGAUCCUGUGAUAAGAUUUUAUAUAUUUAACUUUUAUUUAAAACUUUUUUUAAAACUUUGUGAUAUUACAGAAUAUAGAAUAUUCUGAAUUAAUGUUUGAAGUUAUAGUGUAUUACCUAUGUUGAUAUUAUUCAUUUACUAAAUUAAAUGCACUUUAUGAUCUUUUUUUUCUGUUGUUUAAAUGUAUUCAUAGAAUUUGUAUUCAAGUCAUUUACACGUAUAUGUGAUAAUAAUAAGGCAGUCUCCUUUUGGCUUCAGACAUCCGUAGCUGACUUACUUCACUACUCAAGCUGUUGUUGUUGUUAUAUCAUUUAUAACCUUAUCAUGCUGGACACGACUGAUUAUACCUUUGUGACCAGUGUAGAUCUUGAUCAGCUUGCACAGGGCCUCCACUGGACCUCAGAAAGUUGUAGCCACAUUUUUAGAGAAUUUUAACUGCCAAAUGGAAGCUGAAUUGCCACAUUUUAAUAAAAUUCUUGUUGCCACUUUCAAAAAUCUGUAGCCAGUUCUUUAAAUUUGUAGCAUUUGGCUACAUUGGAGAAUGGCAGAGGAGGCCCUGCUGCACAUCCAUGCAGUCUGAACAUGAUCUGCACGGUUUGCCAUUCAGUCAGUAUAUUUUUGGUAAGCGCCCCUUUUAACAGUUAGUGGUACUGACCAAAUUGAAAGAUGGAAAGUUCAUUAAAGAAAUUUAGCAGGGUUAAUUUUGUGGUUUUGACCAAACAGUUGUUUCAUAGGGAAAUGAAAAUUAUGGUUUGAACAUUUUAAAAUGAAAUGAUUAAUGAUGGUUAACUUAUUGGUUGAUUUUAUGGAUAGAGGCCACUACAAAAUUCUAGAAAAUUAGGCUCUCAUGAAUAUUGAUGAGAUCAUAGUAUGACACAUUUUGCAGAUGCUUUGGAGCAAGUGUAAUGGAAUAAGUCAGUCAUGGAUUUUUGACAAUUUCUAUUUAUUUUGUUAGUUGAUCAUUUUGUAUACUUGUUGAAUUGAUUAGUACGCUUUUAUUCUAAAUUCUAUUUUUAUGAUUUCUACAAUAAAAUUCUUUUCUAAGGUAAAAUUCUA
This is a messenger RNA of Mercenaria mercenaria, 9021 nucleotides long. RefSeq names its product trichohyalin-like. NCBI's taxonomy places the organism in Eukaryota, Metazoa, Mollusca, Bivalvia, Venerida, Veneridae. The transcript is spliced from 29 exons. The coding region runs from base 433 to 4560 and encodes 1375 amino acids. Gene Ontology annotation, cellular component: ciliary membrane; plasma membrane protein complex. Gene Ontology annotation, biological process: smoothened signaling pathway. The record is from RefSeq and is a predicted model, not a curated record.